AAAAAACAGUAGAAGCUUAAAAAUCACUUUAGUAUAUGAGCAAACAUAGAGGCAGUCUCUUCGCAAACACCCAACAAUUUCUUUCUCUUCUCUCGUCACAGAAACCAGCGAAAAGAAGUAAACUUUAAUUUAUUUUGGUGAAGGUUUGGGGGUCUAUAUGUCCCUCAAUCAAUCAAGGUUUGACAAGAACGAGCCACAAUUUAGAAAACCAGGCGGUGGACGAUCUGGUAGAGGCUCUGGUGGUCAGCAGAGGAAUUUUCCUGGCGGUCGUGGAAGAGGUGGCGGAAGCGGCCCCACUACCACAACCGCCCCUCCGGUUUCCACAAGUCAGAGUUAUAAAAAGGUUAACAAUGCUCAAGGUGGGCAGUCAAGAGGAAAUGCAGCACCUGUGAAUACAUCAGACUUUAAUGCUGCUACUGGUUUGCGUUCUGUAGAGAAUGGUGCCCAUGUACAGUCCACAUUACAUGCAGUGUCCAAUGCGCCAACUCCAGCUGUCAUCCCGAAGCCAGUUGAUGUAUCAUCUCAGAAGACUAGCCGACCACUUCCAAAGGCUCCAUCUUCACAGCCAUCCACCAUGAGUUCUGACUCUAACAUGCCUUCCACCCCAGCAAAGGGGGAUGCAGCUAAGGGCUUUCCUCUGCAAUUUGGAUCCAUAAGUCCGGGUUUUAUGAAUGGAAUGCAGGUACCCGCCCGAACAAGCUCAGCUCCGCCUAAUUUGGACGAGCAAAAGCGAGAUCAGGUCCGGCGUGAUGCUACAAGAGCUGUGCCGGCAAUUCCAUUACCAGCUGCUCCUAAGCAGGAAUUAUCAAACAAGGUUGUUUCUGCAACUGAGCAUCCUGUUCCUCAGGAAACAAAAAUUAAGAUAAAAAGAGAUGUCCAUACGGCAUCUGCAUCUCCAUCAGCACCAGCACAGAAACCUUCUGCCCUUCCUGCAGCGGGUAUAUCUGUACCAUUGCCAUUUCAGCAAACUGUCUCCAUGCAGUUUGGAGGACCUAAUCCACAAAUUCAGUCUCAAGGCAUGCCAACUAGUUCGCUUCAGAUGCCAAUUCAGAUGCCAUUACAGAUGGGAAAUCCCUCCCAAGUUGCCCAACAGGUCUUUGUGCCUGGUCUCCAACACCAACUUAUGCAGAGUCAGGGAAUGAUGCAUCAUAACCAGAACUUGGGUUUUAAUCCUCAGAUUGCACCACAGCUUCCUCAUCAAUUAGGAACUAUGGGAAUCAAUAUGUCUGCUCAGUAUAAUCAACAACAGGCUGGAAAAUUUGGCAGCACGCGUAAGACAGUGAAGAUAACUCAUCCGGAUACACACGAGGAGCUGAGACUAGAUAACAGAGAUGGUGGAUCAACAGCACCAAGGGUGCAUCAAAGUGGAUCCUCACAGUCCCAACCUAUACCCGCAUAUACAGCAACACAUCCUAUGGGCUACUAUUCUAACUCAUAUACAACUGGUCCCCCUUUUUUCCCAGCCCAAACAUCGAUUUCUUUGACAAGUGCGCAAUUAAAUGCUAGCUCUCAGGGGCCCAGGUUUAACUAUCCUGUUAGUCAGGCACCUCCAGCUAUGCCCUUUAUGAAUCAAUCUGCGUCUAAUACCUAUUCUGUGAGCAGGGUUGGGGCUCCGGUGCAUGGUACUCCUGAUACUUCCAAUUUGGAUCAUGUUCGGGAUGUUCAUAAUUUUGCUACUUCAGCACAAUCAACCUCAGUCCCUGUGACUGUGAAAGCAGCUGGUGGAUCUGCGGGGGAGAAGGCCAUAAACUCCACUGCUGUUGAAAGAUCUGAGUUCUCUAAAGUGUCGAAUCCUGCUAUGGAGUCUAGUGUCAUUAGAAAGGAUUUAGAAAUGAACGUGGACAGCUCUACUAUGCAGCCAAAGUCUAGUACUGGCCUUCCUAAACAUUCUGCUGCCACGAUAGCUUCCGUUGCGGCUGAGACGUCAAGUCCAGCAGAAGUGUCUGUUACUCCCAGCAUGAGUCCUAGAGACUCGGCUAUAUCUCCUCCAGUGAAUGCUGUCAAGAGGGAAACCCCAACAAAGUCUGUGUGUAUCAAAGAUAGUGAGAAGCAUCUGGGCAAGGAUGAACGUCCUGAUCCAUCACGACAGGUUGAUCUUCAGUCUGAUUCCAGAGUAUGUCAGGACCUAGUUGAUUCUUCUGAGGCCAUAGCCUCUGAAUCCGUAGAAUCUAAAUCCACUCAACCUGCAUUAGGCUCUAAGGUUAUUGUAUCAGAAGCUGGCCAGGCAUCACCAAGUGAUGUCCAUGGUGCUGAAGGCCCAUCUCAUUCAUCUGAAAGUUAUGAAAGCCAGAAUAUUUCAGUUAAUGCAGCUAAAGAUCAGCAUGCAAAAAAAUGUGAUCUUCCUGCACAAGAAAAAGACGUGAUAGAAUCAGUAGAUGCCAUAGAAAGAGGAGAAUUUGAACUGGAAGAGGUACAGCCAGAUAACAGUAUAAAGGGCUCAGAUAUUGCCAAAGAUGUUGAUCAAGAUGUGCAGUUAAAGAAUGCUGGUGAUGUGGAGGAUGUGGUCGAAUCUUCUCAAAGAAUGGCUGAGUCUGCAGAUUCUUGCGUUCAAGUUGAUAAAGUGUUUGAUAAUUGCUCAUCGUGUGAGAAUGAUUCAUCGACCUCGGACUUAAACAGUUUGUCAGUCACAACUGAUGCUGUCAGUUGCAAAGGCGAUGAUGUUUCCAAAUCUGGUAUAUCAGAUAAUGAAGCCACCUCUGUCUCUGCAGAUCUUUCAGACACACAUUCUGGGCAUGAAGGGGAAGUCAUGGAGAACACAAGGCCUAGUUCUUCAUCGGGUACUACGUCAGGACCAAAUAAGGGAAAGACUAAAGGGAAGAAGCGGAAGGAAAUGCUCCGGAAGGCAGAUGCUCUUGGGACAACCGCUGAUUUGUACAAUGCUUACAAGGGUCCAGAGGAGAAAAAAGAUUCAGGUAUUGCUGCAGAACUUACUUCUGAGGAUAACUCAAAGGAGGUCUCUUGUGAUAUUAAAUCAGAAGAGAGUACUGGGAAGAACAAGGAGGAGCAGAGCAAACCCGAGCUUGAUGAUUGGGAAGAUGCAGCUGAAAUUUCGACACCAAAGUUGGAAUCCUCAUUUAAGGGUGAUCGUGGAGGCGCAAUUCAAGAUGAAGAGGGAGUUACAGCUAAAAAGUAUUCCAGAGACUUUCUCCUUACAUUUUCCGCUCAGUGUACUGACCUCCCUGAAAGAUUUGAAAUUACUUCUGAUGUAGCUGAUGCCUUGAUGUCUGUAAAUAUAAAUGCUUCUCGUAGUGAUCGUGAACAUCCUAGUCCUGGGAGAAUCGUAGAUAGGCCAGCUGCAGCUGCAGCUGCCCGACCUGAUCGGCGUGGGAGUGUGACAUUGGAAGCUGAUAGGUGGAAUAAACAGCCUGGUCCUUUUCCUUCUGUUCGGGAUCCAGGAAUGGAUCUUGCUUAUGGAAGCAAUAUUAUGGGAUUUCGUGGUGGUCCUGGGCCUAAUUAUGGUGUGCUAAGGAAUCCGCGGGCACAAGGACCUGUUCCACAUGCUGGCGGGAUCCUGUCUGGGCCAAUGCAUUCCAUGGGUUUUCAGGGAAUGCAGAGAAAUAACGCUGAUGCUGACCGUUGGCAAAGAGCUACAAACUUCAACAAAGGUUUGAUGCCCUCUCCUCAGGGUCCUUCCCAGGUGAUGCACAAAGCUGAGAAAAAGUAUGAGAUAGGUAAAAUAUCUGAUGAAGAGCAGGCUAAACAGCGAAAAUUGAAGGGUAUUUUAAACAAAUUGACUCCUCAGAACUUUGAGAAACUAUUUGAGCAAGUUAAAGAAGUUAACAUUGAUAAUACUGUGACUCUGGCUGGAGUUAUCUCUCAGAUCUUUGACAAGGCUUUAACAGAGCCAACUUUCUGUGAAAUGUAUGCGAACUUCUGCCAGCACCUUGCCUCUGAGUUGCCAGAAUUAAGUGUAGACAAUGAGAAGAUCACCUUCAGACGGCUGUUGCUGAACAAGUGCCAAGAGGAGUUCGAGAGAGGAGAAAGAGAGGAGCAAGAAGCUAAUAAGUCUGAUAAUGAAGGUGAGGAGGAGCCUAAACAAUCUGAAGGGGUUAGAGAAGAAAUGCGACUGAAAGCACGAAGACGCAUGCUGGGCAAUAUUAGAUUGAUUGGGGAGUUGUACAAGAAGAAAAUGUUGACUGAAAGAAUAAUGCACGAGUGCAUAAAGAAGUUGUUAGGUCAAUACCAAAAUCCCGAUGAAGAAAAUAUUGAGGCGUUGUGCAAGUUGAUGAGCACAAUUGGAGUGAUGAUUGAUCAUCCCAAAGCCAAGGAGCAUAUGGAUGCUUACUUCGACAUUAUGGGUCAGUUAUCCAACAACAUGAAGCUAUCUUCUAGAGUAAGGUUCAUGUUGAGGGAUGCUAUUGAUCUUAGAAAAAACAAAUGGCAACAGAGAAUGAAAGUAGAUGGUCCUAAGAAGAUCGACGAAGUGCAUCGUGAUGCUGCUCAAGAAAGGCAGGGACAAGCUCGUUUAAAUCGUGGCCCAAGCAUGAAUUCUGGAAUGAGAAGGGGCCAACCUCUGGAUUUUGGUCCUCGGGGAUCUAUGCUAUCUUCUCCUAUUGGGCAGGGUGGUGGUUUCAGAGGUAUGCCUCCUCAGCUUCGUGGGUUUGGUGGACAGGAUUCCCGCAUGGAGGAGAGGAACAUUUUUGACAACCGCACACCUUCAGUGCCUCUGACUCAAAGGCUAUCAAGUGCUGAGCCAAUUACUUUGGGACCCCAAGGUGGUCUUGCUAGGGGGAUGGCAUUUAGAGGGCAACCGUCCAUGUCUAGUUCUCCUCUAUUUGACAAUACCCCAUCCUAUGCGGACCCAAGAAGAAUGGUAGGGGGUUUGAAUGGUCACACUAAUGUAUCGGAUCGUGGAGUGUAUAGCCCUCGGGAAUCGAGGAAUUCUUCGGAUAUAUUUGUUGCUCCAGUUGCAUAUGAUCACUCUGGUAGCCAGGAGCUCAAUGCUAGGGAUGCCAGGGCUAGGCCAAUAACACCACCUGUGGCACGGGUUGCGCCAGCUCAAAAUACCUCUUCGGAAAAAGUAUGGCCUGAGGAUCGCAUGCGGGAUAUGUCAAUUGCAGCAAUAAGGGAAUAUUACAGUGCGAAAGAUGAGAAGGAAGUUGCACUAUGCAUCAGAGACUUGAAUGCUCCAAGUUUUUACCCUACAGUCAUAUCUAUUUGGGUUGCUGACUCCUUUGAAAGGAGAGACUUAGAGCGGGGGCUGCUGUCAGAAUUGCUUGUUAACCUUACAAGAUCUCGGGAAGGCACAUUUAGCCCUGGCCAGCUCGUUGAAGGGUUUAAAUCUGUAUUGACUAACUUGGAGGACACGGUGACUGAUGCCCCGAAAGCGCCCGAAUUUCUUGGCCGGAUAUUUGCGAGGGUAGUUGUAGAAAAUGUGAUACCCUUGAAAGAUAUUGGUCGGAUAAUACAUGAAGGUGGGGAGGAACCAGGUUGUCUACGAGAAUCAGGGUUGGCGGCUGAAAUUCUCGGGAGUGUCUUGGAUGUGAUCAAAUCCGAGAAAGGGGAAUCUGUACUGAAAGAGAUUAGAGCUAGCUCUAAUCUUCGGUUAGAUGAUUUUCGACCUCCAGAACCGAUUAGAUGCCAUAAAUUAGAGAUGUUUAUGUAGAGGAUUAUUGUAUGUGCUUACAGAAUUCUUGGACCGCUAUCAUUCGAGGCAUAAACAUGACAGUUUAGAGAAAGGAUAUUUUGUUUCAACUACAGUAUUUUUGAGCGGAAUGAGAAAAUGAAUGUGGCAAUUUUUAAACAUCAGAA
This is a messenger RNA of Spinacia oleracea (spinach), 5751 nucleotides long. RefSeq names its product eukaryotic translation initiation factor 4G. The transcript is spliced from 10 exons. Gene Ontology annotation, molecular function: protein binding; translation initiation factor activity; mRNA binding. The coding region runs from base 158 to 5605 and encodes 1815 amino acids. Lineage: Eukaryota; Viridiplantae; Streptophyta; Magnoliopsida; Caryophyllales; Amaranthaceae. Gene Ontology annotation, cellular component: eukaryotic translation initiation factor 4F complex. The record is from RefSeq and is a predicted model, not a curated record.